UCGGUAGCUACCUACCUCCUAGUCACGAUUGCUGGCUCUUCCUCUACACCCAGGUAAUCAAGUGUAGGUAGUAGGUAACCAAGGAUACGGAAUGGUGAUGGGCCGCCGUGGCCAUCAAGGUGCCCGCAUCGCCGCGGCCUGGCGGGUAAUGGCGACAGUUUAGCCCCGAGGUGUUGGGUGUGUCAUGGGGUAGGUGGGCGGGCCAAUCGCCGGCGGACUCACUUACUGCCUGGUAGGGAAGCAGGCCGAUAAGACGCCAUCGCAAGCACCACCGCACCUCCUCCUCCUCCAACACGUCGAAUCCCCUUCAGCUUCCUCUUCCUCUCUUCUUCCUCACCCUACGGCAGCCUUCUCUUCCUAUGCGUUUCGUCGCCCUACUAUCGCUGUAGUCAUCGCGGUGCGUAGCUAAGUCACGCCCAAACUCGAACCCCAUAUCCAUCCCGACUAUCGAACCUGAAACAGGGCCCCUUCUGCCCCUCUUCCCUCGCAUCGCGGUCGCCGCAUAACACCCGCCAUCAUGGGUGCGCAGCAGUCCAAACCCUCCCCCGAGGCAGCCAAAGCCGUCAUGCACGAGAAGGCCGUCAUCGAUCGGAUAAUGAAUUUAGACGUCCAAGAUGCCGGUGAUGAUUUCGUCCACGUCAGCUCUGAGAAGGGGUCGUUCCUUCGCCACAAGAUAGCGAGGCUGCCCGAGAAGAUUGUCCUCGAGCUCACACAGAACUGGCAGUCCAAGCUGCUCGCCGACCCGAAAAACAGACUCGCUCUUUCGGCCCUCAGCGCUGCGAACCCGCGAGAUGUCCUCACGUCUCGCUCCGUCAAGAUUGCCGACCAGCAGGUGUUCAACAUCCGCAUCCCGUUCGAGGGCGCCCCCAUCACGAACCAGCGAUCCUCGGGCCGCUGUUGGCUCUUCGCCAGCACCAACGUGUUCCGAGUCGCCAUCAUGAAGAAAUACAACCUAGAUGCCUUCGAGCUGUCCCAGGCCUACCUCUUCUACUGGGACAAGCUCGAAAAGUCCAACUUCUUUCUGGAGAACAUCAUCGACACCGCCGACCAACCCCUCGAUGACAGGCUUGUCCAGAGGCUGCUCGCUGAGCCUAUAAGCGACGGUGGCCAGUGGGACAUGGUUUACAACCUCGUCGAGAAGUAUGGCCUCGUCCCGCAGGCGCUGUACCCGGAUAGCUGGAAUGCCAUGUCGAGUAGCACUAUCAAUUACAUCGUCGUCGCCAAGCUGCGCGAGUAUGCCGUGACCCUGCGCAAGCUGGUCAAUAGUCCCAAGACGACAGUCUCGAGCCUCGCCGCCAUCAAGGGCAAGAUGCUGCGCGAGAUUCACCUCAUCCUGACCCUGACGCUCGGCCCGCCGCCUAGCACGACGGAGGAGUUCGAGUGGGAAUUCUUGGACAAGGACGGCAAGGCCGUCACCGUCGUCUCGACGCCGCAUCAAUUUGCCAAAGACCUCGCCUCCCCCGAAUUCCGCAUCACCAGCUCCGCCAUUGCUAGUAUGGUCUCCCUAGUUCACGACCCGCGCCACGAGCCCCUCACCCUGAUGACCGUUGACCGCCUGGGCAACAUCGUGGGAGGCCGGGGCAUUACGUAUAUUAACGUAGACAUAAACACUCUGAAGCAGGCAUGCGUAGCCAUGCUCAAGGCCGGCCUCCCCAUAUUCUUCGGCUCCGACGUAGGAAAGUUUAGCGAGAGGAACAGCGGCAUCAUGGACCUCGACAUCAUCGACUACGAAGUAGGCUUCAACGUGAACUUGUACGGAAGCUUGGACAAGGCGGCGCGCCUCCGCGUCGGCGAAUCCUCCAUGACACAUGCCAUGGUGCUGACGGCGGUGCACGUCGACGAGGACGGCAAGCCGGUGCGAUGGCGGGUGCAGAACAGCUGGGGCACCGCCAACGGCGACAAGGGGUGGUUCGUGAUGAGCGACCGCUGGCUCGACGAGUUCGUGUUCCAGGCCGUCGUCGACCCGCGCUUCCUCAGCAAGAGGGUGCGCGACGUGCUCAGCCAAGAGCCGAUCGUGCUGCCCCUCUGGGACCCGAUGGGCAGCCUCGCUUGAAACACCCCGCGGAUAGAGAGAGGGGAGGAAGGUAGGUUAGCAAGAAAGCGAGCGAGAGAGUGAAUGAGCAAGUUCCGAGAGGUGCGACGAUACUAUGUAUUCGCGUGUAUAGGCGCUACGGUUUCUUAUCGUCCAUGUUUUUGUGCGUAAAUGGCCCUACCUAGGUGCCUAUAAACCAUGCUCGAAGACAACGUCCAAUGCUAGUAACGCCACACCCCUUGCAAAGUCUACCAACGACGAGCCCAAGUGCUUCUUCGUCUUCGUUUUUAUCUUUAUCUUCUUGGGAAAUAAAUAAUUUUGGGU
Molecule: messenger RNA, 2356 nt
Organism: Durotheca rogersii
Lineage: Eukaryota; Fungi; Ascomycota; Sordariomycetes; Xylariales; Xylariaceae
Product: peptidase C1B, bleomycin hydrolase
Exons: 3
Coding region: 518-2053 (511 amino acids)
Biological process (GO): L-homocysteine catabolic process; proteolysis; response to toxic substance
Cellular component (GO): cytoplasm
Molecular function (GO): cysteine-type aminopeptidase activity
Source: RefSeq, a predicted model, not a curated record